This is a messenger RNA of Maudiozyma saulgeensis, 4302 nucleotides long. The record is from the annotation of a GenBank genome assembly. Lineage: Eukaryota; Fungi; Ascomycota; Saccharomycetes; Saccharomycetales; Saccharomycetaceae.
AUGCCAUAUAUCGGAGCAUCUAAUUCUUCUCAUAAUUCAUUUUUGAGUUUGAAAGAAAAACAUGCUAUUAAAAAAGUUGCACCUUCAACUACUGCAUCAAUAAAUAGUUCACAAAUUACAUUACCUGAAAAUAAAAUAGAAGAAGAAGCAACAACAACAACAACAACAGAAAACCAUCAAGAUGAUGACAAAAGUAACACAGAUGAAGAAACAGAACAACAAGAUAAUAAUAAUACGUCAAACCCAGAAACUCAAGAUGAAAGUAUUUCUUCUGAAAUAUCUACAGUUGAUGUAACACCUGUUUCGUCAACAACGAAAUUACCAAAUACAGAGAAGCCAAUAUUUAAUAAUAUUAAUAGAACAAAAUCUAUUGAUUCUACUGUAUCUACCUUAACAGAUGUCGAUUUACAAGAAUUAUACAAUUUACCUAAUGAAUCUACUCAUUCAUAUUCAUAUAAUCCAUUAUCGCCAAACUCCUUGGCUGUUAGAUUGUCUAUUCUUAAAAGAUCCUUGGAGAUUAUAAUUAGUAAUCCAGACAUGUUGGAGGAUGGAACAUUAGUGAAUAAGGAUGGAAAAGAUAUAGAGUCUCAUGUAAAUGUAUUAGAUGGAUCUCAAACAUUAGAUGUUCCAAAGAUAAGGGACCAUAAUACUACUUCACCAGAUGAUAAUAUUAGUAAUGAUAAUAAUAAUGAUGAAUUUAAUGAAGAUGAUGCAGUUAGACCUUUAAGAAGUAUGUCAUUAUCUGUAGCUGAUAACAUUCCAAUAUAUAACUCUUCACAGAAGUGGACAUCUCCGACAGCUGCAUUAAAUGCAUUUGUAUCUAAUUAUCAAAAUAAUUCAUUUUCAAGGAAAAAUACUGAUCCAACAAUUAAAACUUCAUAUACCAUGAAUAAUAUCAAUAGAAGAUCAUUGGGUGAUAACGGACAAACACUUUGUAAUGAAGGUCUGAAUCAUAAUAAAAGCAUCGAUCUUAAUUUACCACUUGCACAUAGAGCAAAUUCAUUAGCAUUUCUACCAAAAAUUAUGAGCUCAUACAAUAUGAGAAAUAAGGUUAGCGGUUAUAACGAUCCAGGUUUUCGUAGGGGGUUUACAUCAAGAAUAUCCUUUAGACAACCAUUUAGAGACACUAGCACUGAAGUAAUUAAUCAAACGAAUGAAUUAUCAACAUUAACUGAACAGAGUCAUAAUGGUAGUGAUAAAAAUUUAUUAAAUCAAGACGGCACUGGUAAUUCGCAAUAUAUUAGUGAACAAAGAGAAAAUUUGAUUAAUUUACUUGACUUAUUGAAUGAAACACUUGAAAAAAACACUUCUUUGAGGGCAACUGAUUUGCAUGCAUUGUCAUUAUUUAAUAUUAAGAAGCCUGUUCCAGACAGAGGUCCAUUGGAUAAUGACAGUUCCGAAGACGAUGACUUCUUUCAUACCGAUGAUGAUAAUGAAACAGAAAACUCCCUGAGAUUGAAAAGAACAUUACUUGAUAGUUUGGCUCAACCAUUCUAUGAACGUAAUAUAACAUAUGCUGAUGGGAAUGAAACUCUUCGGAAUGAGUUAGAGGGUUUUGAAGACCCACAACAAUAUAUAGAUACCUCAAAAAGUACCUCAGAAGAUUACAGAAGAAUUUUAAGAACGUUCGCUUCCACAAAAAAUUCAGCUCCUCAAGCAAUUUUCACAUGUUCGCAACAAUAUCCUUGGCAAUUUAAAGCAGCAAACGACUUGGCCUGUCUAAUUUUUGGUAUUUCUCAACAUGUAUUGAAGACUUUAACUUUACUAGAUUUAAUUCAUUCAGAUUCUCGAAAUUUUGUAUUGCAUAAGAUUCUUUCAACAGAAGAUCAAGAAUUAGCUUUUACAGGUGAAAUUAUUGGUAUUGUUCAACCAGGAAACGAUUCUUCAUCAGGGACUAAAAAUGACUUAGUUUGGGCCUCUAUUUGGGCCAAGAGAAAAAACGGACUGUUAGUCUGUGUCUUUGAAAAGGUACCUUGUGAUUAUGUCGAUGUUGCUUUAGAUUUGGAUAACUAUGAAGUUACAAGCAUUUUAAAGAAAAACAACAAUAAUAUAUUGGAAGAGUGUUUAAAUUUUGGAGGUCGUUCUGCUCCUAAAUUUUUACUUGGUGCCAGUGCUGAUGAUAAAACUGAUGGAGAUUCUGAUGAUGAUAUAAGUACUGAUACAUCAACACAAGAUUUAACGAAACACGUCAGAAGACCAACGAGUCUCUUGUCAUCUGUUGGUGACACGGAGAAGAUCAACAAAAAAGAAGUUAAAUUUGCUAACGAAUUACAAUAUGUCAGCACUCUAAGCCAGUCCCUAGCUGACUUGGUUGAUGGUAUCUGUAAUGGGGAAAUAAAAGGUAAGGAUGAUGAAUUAUUACCCAUGCCUGUAAGGGUAUCAAACCAUAUUAAUGUCAUGAGAUAUUUCACAUUGAACCAUUUAUCAUCUAAUAUCCCAUGUGCUGUCUCAGCCACUUUAUUACAAAAUUCGAUUAAGUUAAAGGUUCAUAGUUUACCAUAUAUUGCAGGUCUUUUUGUUAUUGAUUCGCAAUCGUUGCAAUUGGUAAGUUUCAAUAGAUCUGUUUCAAAGAAUAUGUUUGGUUUACAUUAUGCCGAGUUGGUAAGUAAACCAAUGACAACUAUUAUUCCAGAAUUUAACGAUAUGAUCGACUAUAUUUCUUGUAAUUAUCCAGAAUUAGAUAUAUCACUAAGUUCGAAUAGAGGGUUGGUUCUAACAGAACAUUUCUUUAGAAAAGUUCAUGCAGACAUGAAUAGUGAUCCAGAAUAUUUUUACGCCUCAAUCGGUAUUGAUGGUCGCCAUAGGGAUGGUUCGUUGAUUAAGGUUGAUAUUCAGUUACGUGUUAUAUCUUCCAGUGUAUCAUUAGUUUGGAUUACCCAUUCGAGAGAUGUCAAGAUUGAAGAUUAUCAAACUAACGCUAACCAAUUAAGUAUGUUAAAGGAAAGCGAUUUAACCUAUAUUAGUAACAACUCUAGUACUGCCUCUUUAUCAAGAAAUCUGACACCAAAAAAUUCUAACCACUCCAUCAAAUCUUCACAAUUUAAAGAGUCUCUUCACACUGAGAAUUCAUCAAGAAGUUAUACAGCUUCCCCAGUUUCUAGAGACCGCAAAGAAAAUUUCUCAAUAUCGACCUCGUCCACUAUCACAUCGCAAGAUUCGAAGGAAUCUAAAGAUGUUAAAGACAUUAUAGAAACUAAGGAAAGAGCAGGUAGCGUAGAGGAAAUAAAUGACCCUGAGAUGAAACGAAAAUUGGAUUUGGCUAGGAUGUAUACAAAGGAUAAAACUCAGUUUGUCAAAGAGGGAAAUUUCAAAGUGGAUCAAAGCUUAAUUAUUAGUAAGAUUGGUACCCUUGUUACUAUCAGUGAUACUCGUGAAGGUUUAGAAAAUAAUGAAUCAUUCGCAACAGAAAAUGAAAAUACUGAGAACGAUUCAGAUUCGGAAGAACCUCCAACUACAUUCUUAAGAGUACCUAGUACCCAUAUUGGUUCUCAUAAACAUACCAAAAAAUUCUCUGAUUUUUUUAUAUUGCAGAAAAUGGGUGAAGGUGCUUAUGGUAAAGUUAACCUUUGUCUUCAUAAGAAAAAGAAAUACAUUGUUGUUAUUAAAAUGAUUUUUAAAGAAAGAAUUUUAGUCGACACCUGGGUUAGAGAUAGAUCAUUAGGAACCAUUCCAUCAGAGAUUCAAAUUAUGGCUACUUUGAAUAAAAAACCACAAGAAAACAUUUUGAGAUUAUUAGAUUUUUUUGAAGAUGAUGACUAUUACUAUAUUGAAACACCAGUCCAUGGUGAAACUGGCUGUAUUGAUUUAUUCGAUUUGAUUGAAUUUAAAACUAAUAUGACUGAAUUGGAGGCUAAGUUGAUUUUCAAACAAGUUGUGUCAGGUAUAAGACAUCUUCACAAACAGGGUAUUGUACAUAGAGAUAUUAAAGAUGAAAAUGUGAUCGUUGAUUCCAAGGGUUUUGUGAAAUUAAUCGAUUUUGGUUCUGCUACAUAUGUUAAGAGUGGACCAUUUGAUGUCUUUGUUGGUACAAUUGAUUAUGCUGCUCCUGAAGUACUAAGUGGUGAUCCUUACGAAGGUAAACCUCAAGAUAUUUGGGCUAUUGGUAUUCUUUUAUAUACCAUUAUCUUCAAGGAAAAUCCUUUCUAUAAUAUUGAUGAAAUAUUGGAAGGUGAUUUGAAAGUUAUUCAAAAUGAGGAUAUAAGUCAAGAAUGUGUGAACUUGAUUAAGAAGAUCUUAAACAGAAAUGUUCAUAAGAGACCUGUUAUUGAAGAAAUAUAUGAAGAUCCAUGGUUGGUCAUUUAA